AAUGUGCUAAAAAAAAUGGAUUGAAAGUAUAUUUAAUGAAUGAAUCACCAAAUCCACUUAUAUAUAAAAAAAAUACUCGUAUUAGUGGAAGAGACAUGUUUGUUUCAUUAUGGAGUGUCUUAUGUGAGCAAAAAAAUAGACAAAAUUAUGGUACAUACCCACAAAUAAAACCAUUCUUAUUAGCAUCAGCACGAAAAAGAAUAUCAGAAAUUGUAAAACCACUAAGAGAUCAAGUAAAACAUAUACAUACAGAUGGUUUUAUUGUAGUUGGAAAAGUAGAACUUAAAACGGGAAUAGAAAUGGGCAAGCUAAAAUUAGAGAAAAGAGAAAAACCAUCAUAUCCAGAAAUUCUAAAUUUGACUAUUUUCAAAGAAAAUGAGCUUCACACUACAAAUAGUUUAUUAGAUUUUGGAAAAAUACAAGAUAAAGAGCAAAAUACAAAUAAAAAGGAAACCAUUAAAAAAAUAUUUGCAGAGCCAGCAGUAAAACAUAGAAGACCUGUUGGAUUUGAAGAACCAC
Messenger RNA from Racocetra persica, 519 nucleotides. Lineage: Eukaryota; Fungi; Glomeromycota; Glomeromycetes; Diversisporales; Gigasporaceae. The record is from the annotation of a GenBank genome assembly.